AUGUCAUCCUCUGAAUCCUCGUCAGCGUCCGGAGGUGGACGUCCCGAUGCAGGGCAGCCGCCGAGCGAGGAGCAGGCGAUGCCUCGACUCGAUACUCUUAUCUCACAUCUUGUUGCGGCCAAACGAUCCUUAUCAUCCAUUAAUCAUGUGUGGCGAGCCAAUGAAAUUGUCACUGCCGCUCGUGCUGCAUUAGAAGAAUGUGUGGUCGUGUCCGCGAGGACGGGCUUUCUCCGUCGCGGGCUUAACAAUCAACUGCGGCUCUUGUAUAGUGUCCGGACUGAAGUGGAGGAGAUAUCCCUUCGUGGACGCUCGGAAUUUGCGGCUGUCUUGAAGGACCUCGACGACGCGGAUACGCGACUGAGACGCACCUUAGAGCUUCUUCGGGAAACAAUUGUCCACCCUGCCUUUCGUCCUGAAGGAGAAGAUCCAAAGAGUCUGCAUGACUUUGUCGACGAGCGAGGUGUAGAGGAACUUCAUGCAGCUUUGAAGAGCUCAAUAGAUCGCACCACUGCGGCACAAGCGCAACUGGACUCCUCCAACCAUGCCUUUGAUGACGAGCUCCUGUCUAUUAAGGAGGCUCUGGGAACCUAUAGGACCGCUGCGAAAUUGGCCUCGUCGCGUUCCUCCUCGUCUGCAUCUUCCUCGUCGGCAUCCAAUUCCAGCCUGCCCUCCAUGUCAACUAUGCCAUCUAUGUUGCAUUCGCUGGAAAUGCAUGCACAGGAAAUGGCCAACCUACUGGAAUCGUUGGUCCGGCAUUUUGAUCUCUGCGUAACAGCUGUCAAACACACCGAAGGGGGCGGGGCUGCAGCGAAAUCUAUCACAGGUGAUAUGCCCGUUGGUGUACCUGUCAGCGGCCGUAUGGGCUCAAACAUUGAAGAUAUAAACGACAAUCUGAAUGCACCACUGGACCCACUAAGCAAUUCCGAGUACCAAGAAAUGGUGAAUGUCCUGUUCAAAGAUGCAGCUGAAGCGGAAGAUGUUGUGAUGGAGAUCCAAGAUCGAAUAAGCGAGAUGGAAUCUGUUCUGGAGAACGUAUUGGCUCAACGAGACGCUCUUCGGUCCAUCUACAAUGCCACAACAGAUAUUUACCAGCAUCUUUCUUCUCUUGGGUCAACACGCUUGCCGGGCUAUAUCGCUCAGGCACACAAUUUCACGCAAGUGUGGCACGAAGAGAAUGAUCGUAUAAGUGGUGGCUUAGCAGAUCUUUCUGAUUUGAACUCACUUUACGAUGGCUUCCUUGAUGCUUAUGACGGUCUGAUUGUCGAGGUAGCGCGUCGAAAGCAUGUGCGGCAACGCGUCGAGAAAGUCCUCCGUGAUGCCAGGCACAAGCUGGAUCAACUCUAUGAGGAAGAUGUCACUGCCCGCGAGACAUUCCGGGUUGAAAAAGGGGACUAUCUGCCAUCCGACAUAUGGCCCGAAAUAGGCCGGGAGCCCAUGCGGAUCGAAUUUCGACGGAUAUCGGGUGCCAACGUCCAGGCCGUCAAUCUACAGAGGCCGCAUGAACAAGAAGCUAUCACAGGUGAACAAGAGGCAGCAAAUCGCCUUGCGCCAGUGGAAAGCAGUGAUGGAGACGAGAUUAUUCCUGAUCUGCCGAGAGACCUCGUGGAGCAGGCUUUCGCUCGGCUCAAGGCUAGGGUCAAAGGCGCAACAUGA
Messenger RNA from Aspergillus fischeri NRRL 181, 1653 nucleotides. RefSeq names its product autophagy-related protein 17. Gene Ontology annotation, biological process: activation of protein kinase activity; autophagy of mitochondrion; autophagosome assembly. The transcript has a single exon. The record is from RefSeq and is a predicted model, not a curated record. Bases 1 to 1653 code for a protein of 550 amino acids. Gene Ontology annotation, molecular function: protein kinase activator activity; molecular adaptor activity. NCBI's taxonomy places the organism in Eukaryota, Fungi, Ascomycota, Eurotiomycetes, Eurotiales, Aspergillaceae. Gene Ontology annotation, cellular component: phagophore assembly site; Atg1/ULK1 kinase complex.